This is a messenger RNA of Stylophora pistillata, 2396 nucleotides long. RefSeq lists its product as uncharacterized. NCBI's taxonomy places the organism in Eukaryota, Metazoa, Cnidaria, Anthozoa, Scleractinia, Pocilloporidae. The record is from RefSeq and is a predicted model, not a curated record.
UUCUAGAAAAGUCUGGGAUUGCGUGACAGAUUCAGUAAAAAUAAUUCGAUCCUCGUAACAGUAAUAGUUCACAAUCUGAAGCUGUAAGAAAAUUAAUCACGUAUCAAUGAUUUGAAAUAUAUCAAAAUGGAAAAUGAAAGCUUCACGAAGUUGAAUGAACUUACGUUUCUCCAAGCUGGUCCAACAUUAGAAGCCACAAAACAGACAACAGCAUUAAGCAUCCAACCUUUAACGUUAACAAACAAAACCUUAUCCGAACUGCAAAAGUGCCUAGUCAAUGAAAAACUAAAACUUCAGACAGUUCACGGAGGUCACGUUGUGAAGUUUGACUGUCUUGUUCCAGUCCCUGUGAUUCUGGAGUCUGCAAGUCCGCAUAACAGGCUGGGUAGGUGAAAUUUGAUUUUUGCUAGCUAACUUUUGCAGAUGAAGGAAAGGAACUUGAUGACUACGAAAUACAGUCGACUCACAAAGGAGCAAAAUUUGCAAUAUACUACAAAGAUUCAGAACAACAAGCUGGACAAGAUGUUAGUGAACAGCAAAACCCAAUUCUACAGCAAGAUGUUGGUGGUGUCAAUACUCUUUGCGGAGGAAACUUUCACCUGAAAAAAAACGAAUAUGCAUUGAGAGGUGAAUUAAGAUCAGAUGAAGGAAAGGAACUUGAUGACUAUGAAAUGCUGUUGACUCACAAAGGAGCAAAAUUUGCAAUAUACUACAAAGAUUCAGAACAACAAACUGGACAAGAUGUUAGUGAUCAGCAAAACCCAAAUCCACAGCAAGAUCCGUUCUUUGGUGGGAGUGGUGAAAACUCAUCAUCAUUUCUACCUGGGAGUAGUCUAGGUUCAGUACCUGACAAUAAUGGAAGCAGAAGGCAUGGAGCUGGAAAUCAUACAAAUAACAUGGAGAAGCGUAAAUCAGAUUCAGUGAACAAAGAUAACAAUGGUUGUGUCACAUUCACAUCAAGUUAUAGCCAGGGAGCGAGAAGAGAGAACGCUCGAAAGCUCUCAGCGAAUCAGUACAUAUCUCCUGAAGCGUUACGGUACAAGUCAAUGGCUCCUUCUUCGGAAUAUACCGAAGGAAAAAUGAACCACUACAAGCUUAAUCACAUUGUCUUUGAAGUAAUACCUGAAGGCUUGCGGGAAAUCUUUAAAAGAGAAUGGGACAAUCGCUAUGGGGAAACCCUGGGAGAAUGGAAAGAUGAACCAAAAAAUGGAAAGGACUUUUGGAACCUUGAAUCCCCACCAAACAGAAAAAGAAAUUUCCGUCGCUCGGGAACUUUUAGAAAUGGUAAAAGGGCUGAAUGGGAUGUUCCUAUGUUGUGUCAUGCCAUCCUUUCUAUCGAUUCCCUCGACAGUCUUGAUCCAACGGUAAAAUCAAGUGUGGAAGACCUAAGAAAUGUACGUAAUGAAUUUGCGCAUUCAUUACAGGCCGAAAUUUCAAUCAAAGAUUUCCAAAGUACGAUUUUGAGAAUUAAGGACGCAUUUCAAGUGCUUGGCUUACGAGAACCUAAAAUCCCGGAAAUCGGCCCCAAGGAAGACACCAGAAUUCUACUGAAGAAAAUUGAUGACAUCGAAAAGAAGCUUGAAGAGUUGGAAUUGAAACAUCAACAAAAAGGAAACGAAUUUGAGAUAAUGAGUGAAGAGGAACGAUAGACCCUUUAAAAAGGUUUACGGGAGGCAGUAGAAUGUUAAAAUAUGUUCAGCAAAAAUUUAUGUCCUAAAGUGCAGACCUUGUCAGGUCAAUGUGACAUAUAGCGAGAAUAUAUUAGUUUGCUUAGAACAAAUAAUGGAAAUUGAUGAGUAUUUCUACCUAUUUCUGAGAGGAAACGGAGAAAACAUGUAUAUAAAGCCGUUAUAACAAGAUUUAACAAAACCUUCUGCACUAUCCACCAGAUAGAAAUUUAUCUAGUGGAUAGCGUUAUCAACCCUCCCAGCUGCCCUAGGCCGGCUGGAUGGUAACACCGUAUAAUGAAGGUACCUUGAAAAAGGUGUUGCGUUUCUGUUUAUACAUGUAAAUAUUGAACUGACUGUAGAUUGAGUAGAGAAAAGGACAAGGACUGGUCAAAUUCGUUGAUGGCGGAUUUGAAUUGAAAUGUGUUAAGUAUUUCUUGUGGUUUCCCAAGAGGCUGCUGAGCUGCUGAACAUACUUAGCCGUGUGAGAACUUGAAAAGUUUUCGACAGUUUUUCUUUUUAAAUGACUUGUCGGUUGUAAGGUAGCACUGAGUAAUUCUUAUUUGAAACAAAUUGCAAGACCUUCAACGUUUAAAACAAGGUCUUAAGUUAGUAUAUUGUAACCAUUUUAUCAGGUUGAUGUCCAUUGACAAUUUUGUGAUAUUUAGGGACUUUAAGCAAACCACGACAGCUACGGCAACGAGAACGUGAAAAAACAAUAGAUUUAAU